AUGGCGAUUGAUGGUGGUGGUGGGAGGAGCUGUGGGGUGCAUGAGCUCAUCUGUGCCAGACGAGUGUCUCCUGAGCUGCUAGGGGUCCUGUCCUCCAUUGCAGCCUUCAUGGGCCUGAUGGCUCUCUUUUUUCUUUAUCUCAGCAACAAGCUGUCUGUGGAGGACACAAGCGACCUGUCAUGUCUGGACGACUAUAGGCCCGACCAGCAAGACCAGAGCUGCCCAGAACGUGGCUCUGAGGACGAUAGUGAGGAGGACAGACCAGGGAGACACUCUGAAUCCUCAGCCCAGCACAGAGCCUCAGUCUGGGAUAACAGACAGAAACACACCAGCGAUCACAGCAGUGAAGCCUCCAUUGGACAAACCAACAAUAUCCAGCGGAUGAGACGGGGCUCCCCCCUCAACGAGAACCAGCCUCCCCCGUAUCAGGACGAGGAUAGACCGGUCCGGGUGUCUCUCUCGUGGUCGGAGGUAGGGGGUCUGGGGGAGUCGAACCCUGACGGCAAUGGUACACGGCGCUCAAGCAAGGCCAGCGUUGACCAGGACACUGCGAGUUACCUCAACAAGGGCUGUGAUGAGGAUGUACCUAGUGACAGCACUGCCGUCCUGGGACCAGAGGAUGGUUCACCCUCCCAGCUCCCCGGUGGCUAUGAGCCCGAGCCACUGGCUAAGUAUGGCACGCUAGACGUGGCCUUCGAGUAUGACUCGGGCAAGCAACACCUCGCCGUCACUGUCACUGCGGCAACCGACAUCCCCGUGCUCAAACAGACAGGCAACAUCGCGUGGCAGGUACACCUGGUAUUACUGCCCACUAAGAAGCAGCGGGCCAAGACGGGGGUGCAGAGGGGGCCGUGCCCAGUGUUCACAGAGACCUUCCGCUUCUCCCGGGUGGAGCAGGAGGCACUGGCGGACCACGCCGUCCGGUUCCGCCUCUACAGCGUCAGGAGGAUGAAGAAGGAGAAGGUGUUGGGCGAGAAGGUUUUCUAUUUGACUAAACUCAACCUGCAGGGCAAGAUGGCACUGCCCGUUACACUGGAGCCUGGCACUGCACUAAUGGGCUGUGGGUCGUUGGUGAGUGUGUCCCGUAGUGCAGGGGCUCUAUCCUACCGUUCCACCGGGGACUCCUCACCAGAAAUUCUACUGGGCCUCAUCUACAACGCCACCACUGGUAGGCUCUCUGCAGAGGUCAUCCAGGGCAGCCACUUCAAAAACACAGCCUCAGACAAACCUCCCAGUGGUCUGUUCUGUUGUAUGAAACAGUUCAUCGGGGGACAACUUUACAUCAUGAGAGACACCUAUGUGAAGCUGACCAUGCUCGACUCCAAGGGCAAGGAGAUGUCCAAGUGCAAGACGUCAGUUUGCCGCGGCCAGCCCAACCCCACUUACAAGGAGACCUUUGUCUUCCAGGUGGCCCUCUUUCAGCUGUCCGAGGUCUCCCUGGUGGUGUCCGUGUACAGCCGGAGGAGCAGCAUGAAGUCCAGGGAGAGGGUGGGCUGGGUGUCCCUGGGGCUCAACAGCACCGGAGAGGAACAGCAGGCCCACUGGAGCCAGAUGAAGGAGGCUGGGGGACAGCAGGUGUGCAACUGGCACGCGCUCUUGGAAUCUUGAACAGGUCUUUAUGAGAAUCACAAGAUUUCAUCUCGGUGACACAGGAGGAGAAAUACAGAGCCAGAGGAAGAUUAUAGGGUAUCUUGAUCUCGGUGGUGAAAGGGGAUUGGUUCCUUGACCUUCCGUCAGAGAUGCAGACGAGGAACCAUCUACCAAUGCUAUGCAUAUGAACCUGGAAUGGGAUGUGUGUGAGGGCGCAGUCGCUGUUCAUUAAGUGCUGCUUUAAAUAUCCUUUAAUAUGUAAAAGAGCCACUUGACCUGAGAAAGACUGACUGGUUCUAAGCAAUGACUUCCUGCUCCUGUCAUGGUCAAUGGGGACUGUCAGACUGAUCUUUUAAUACAACAGCUGAUAGACCUCAGUUAUAAACUGCUACUGAAAUGAACACAGCGGGUCCUGAUCCAGUCUCUGAUUGAUGCCAAUUUUGUGUAAUUCAUUUCCCAUAUUCUGGUCCAUAAUAAUAUUUUUGCAUGUAAUUGUUUACAGAAGAUGAUCGAAAUACGACCAUACAUAUCUCGUACAAUGGACCAUUUUCAUCCUGAACCGAGGACCAAAGAGUGUGUGGAAGAACAACGACCAAAACAUGCCAGCCCCCUCACAUUCUUCUGGAGUUGUAUUGGCCAUAGAAAUAGAAUUACAAGAAGGGGAAAAGCCCUCAGACCACUGCAAUUUAAAUGACACAAUCAUGGAUUCACUCAAUAUGGCCAAAAUGUUAAUUCUAUUUCUGACUUCUAAUACUUCUGACUUCUAAUAACACCAGCAUCAGUCAUUUCUCAACUGACGCUCACAGCCAUGUUACCAUGACUGUUAAAGCCAGCUGGGCCUGUAACAUGCUGUAACAACUAUGCUAACGAGCUAUGCUUAUUUU
Molecule: messenger RNA, 2474 nt
Organism: Oncorhynchus masou masou (cherry salmon)
Lineage: Eukaryota; Metazoa; Chordata; Actinopteri; Salmoniformes; Salmonidae
Gene: syt14b
Product: synaptotagmin XIVb
Exons: 12
Coding region: 1-1608 (535 amino acids)
Molecular function (GO): phospholipid binding
Source: RefSeq, a predicted model, not a curated record